AUGGAACCAACACAUCUUCUUCAGGACGAGCUUGCCGCACAAGAAGCCGCGGCCCGCGAGUUCCAACCUCGUUUAGAUGGCCCUCUCGUCGGGGAAAGAACCCCGAGCACAGCUAUUUCAAAUGAGUACGCGAAAGCAGACCCCGUCUAUGUAGAAAAGACACUGGCGCUGCCAAACCUAUAUUCGCAUUAUCGCCCCGUUCAAGGGGAUGGCAACUGUGGUUGGCGAGCGAUUGGGUUUGGCUAUUUUGAGACGUUAAUCCACAAUGGCGACCGCAACCAGGUCGAAGCCGAAGUCGCCAGAAUCACAAGCCUUAACCAGGUGCUCAUAUCAACCGGCUACAGCACUUUUGUCUUCGAAGACAUGGUUGAGGAGACUGUUCGCCUGUUGAAGGACAUUGCCGCUCGUAUGAUGGAUCCUAAUGCUGCCAUGGCAGUGCUGAUGGACCGCUUCAACGAUAGAGAGUGCUCAAACGCCCUCAUAUACCACUUCAGACUGUUGGCGGGCGCAUGCCUCAAGUCGUACCCGGCUAUGUAUGAACCGUUCAUCCCGGCGGACCUUGGUGUCGCUGGCUACUGCAGCGAUGUGCUUGAGAGGAUCGAUCGCGAGAUCGAGCAUCUGGGCAUUAUAUUGCUUGUGAACAUGCUCUUGAAACCCAUCAACUUGAUUCUUGAGAUUGCUUAUCUCGACAGAAGCCCAGGCAGCCAGGUCAACAUCUACCGCUUCCCCGACGGUGCGGAAACACAAGAGCCUGCCGUUGGCUCGGUCAUCUACCUCUUGUACCGGCCCGAUCACUACGAUCUUCUUUACAGGCCGACGGUCAACAUCCAGGUUAACCGAGUAGCGUCGUUUUCCCACCAGCCUAUCGAGUCACACGCGCGUCUUGAUGCGUUUUCAACCGUCGAUUUCGAGCCGCUUAAUAUCAUCCCGGGUUUCUCGUACGCUUCGACAUCAAUGUCUGCUCUCGAGUCACAGGGCCUAUCGCCCACCAUGGGUGGUGGCAACUUUGUGGCGGUUGGUCCGUCGGCGUGGAUGCACCCCUCCACGUUCACGUCAACGCGCCCCUGCGGUGGAACCGACGCCUCUGCCCUCGAGGCCUCGCGCUGCUCCUGGUACUCUAGCCGCGUCUCAUGCACCCGUUCCGAACGCUCAGGUUACAUAUCCAUUGCGCUUCAGCCAGGAGUAUUUCAAGCUAGGGGGUCCAAUUUUACCGAACCCGGGUUCACAACAGCCAUGUUCAAGAACAGUCAUUAUAACAAGGCCCACUACAACAACCCCGACUUUCACCCCGAGGAAUGGGUUCCGGAUGACGACUGUGGGGAACGGAGCGGAAGCAGCGGGGGACAAGGUCCAAGAAAACUCGAAAUAAGCAUGAGUAACGACUACUGA
Molecule: messenger RNA, 1389 nt
Organism: Parascedosporium putredinis
Lineage: Eukaryota; Fungi; Ascomycota; Sordariomycetes; Microascales; Microascaceae
Source: the annotation of a GenBank genome assembly